CAAAGACUCAAGAGCUCAACGGAAUCAACACGUCGACCCAUCCCAACGUGAGCACCCUGACCCGACCAGGCCAUGCCCUCUCUGCUGCACUCCUUGUUUCUGCUCGCGCUGGCACUGUUCCCCCUGCACGCGCUCGGACUCUACAGCGGUGACUCCUUCGAAACAUCUGGAGGCGAGGUGCAGAAUGAAGCGCACGCGCCAGACCACAAGUGGCAUUCCAUCGCCAAACAGCUGUGGACAGAUAUCGCAAACGCUCGCAAGGAGCAGUUUAUUAAGGCGGGAAUGGACAACAACACCAGUUUCGAAGAAAUAAGUAUUUACACGCCGCUCCUCAACGCCUCGGACGGGUGUCUGCCCGUAGGGUUCCAUGCGCAAAAAUGUCUGCGGAGGAUCUACAGCGGUUUGCGGGUGUACCAGGUUUACCUACUGUAUAUAGAGCAGGAGAACUGGUUCAUAUCCAACCUAGUGAAUAUUAAAGAGGGGACCACCAGGCUACUACAUUUAAUCAAAGAAACAGUAAAUGUAAACGAUGAGAAAUUUUCCCCGAGCGACCUGAGCGAGUUCACAGACUCGGCAUGGAUUCGGCAGAAAAUCUCACAGUUCAUUCUGCGCAACUUCACAAAGUUCAUGGUUCCUGCCAGCAGAGCGAUUAAUCACAUGAAGAACAGGAAAUUAUUGAAGCACAGUAAGGAGGAGGAGCAGUUCUUGAAACACCACCAAUGAAAUGUCCGACGUUUCCUUUAUUUUAUUUAUCAGGUCACAUAUUUAUUUAUUUAUCUAUUUAUUAAAGUGAUAUGUUUAAAACAUGUUUCUAUUUAAAUUUCAAAGUGGGUGAGAGAAGGGAAUCGAUGCUCAGAGUGAAAAUUAGUGGACUUUGUAAAGCAUUCGUGAAGAUGAUGAUAUUCAGGAGGUGUGAGUUACAUUAACUCACCUCGUACGUGUUACAUUAACACAUAUGUGACUUUUUGAGAGAUAAAUAAAGCUUUACCGCAUGAAAAUUUCAUCCAUUUUGUCAUUUAUUCGUUCAUGUUGUGUGGCGUUGAAACCGUGCGUUUGAGCAGAAAUGAACGAAGCGAAUAACUUAUAAACAACAAAAUACAAAAUACUCUAAUCACAUGGUCCAGACAUGUUAAAAAUCAUACAGAGUGAUGGAGAAGAGGGAAAAGGGAAACAGCUCUGAGUUCAAGGACACGUGCAGACAUAGUGUGUCCUCCGUGAUGACGAAUAAACACCCGGUGCUGCUUAGUGAUGGAUGGAGAGACGGUUUGCGCUUCUGCAGGAAAGAUUCAUCAUCGCUCCUUCAUCCCCAAAGCAAACU
Messenger RNA from Hemibagrus wyckioides, 1318 nucleotides. RefSeq names its product interleukin 6 (interferon, beta 2) (gene il6). The transcript is spliced from 5 exons. Gene Ontology annotation, cellular component: extracellular region. Bases 73 to 723 code for a protein of 216 amino acids. Gene Ontology annotation, biological process: T-helper 17 cell lineage commitment; neutrophil differentiation; immune response. The record is from RefSeq and is a predicted model, not a curated record. Lineage: Eukaryota; Metazoa; Chordata; Actinopteri; Siluriformes; Bagridae. Gene Ontology annotation, molecular function: interleukin-6 receptor binding; cytokine activity.